Closterium sp. NIES-65 is the source of this 3510-nucleotide messenger RNA. NCBI's taxonomy places the organism in Eukaryota, Viridiplantae, Streptophyta, Zygnematophyceae, Desmidiales, Closteriaceae. The record is from the annotation of a GenBank genome assembly.
AUGGGCUCAUCUAGUAACCAUCACCAUCCAGAGGAGCAUUCUCCGUCACCUCUCGCCGAAUCCUCCGAUCUAGCUGAAACAAUGAGUGGUCCAACUAGAGCAGUGGGAGCUUCAUCCAGUAAACCUGACGGUGAAAUUUCCAGGAAUCUUGCAAAAUCCGGCGAAUCUUCUGCUUCUCCCGUCUCCGCUGAACGGCCGGAAGUAUCAGGCGAUGCCGGGAAUGAGCUGAACGAGACGGUUGUCAGUCAAGCAGACAGCGAGGUAGCCGGUCAGUCAGGAGGCGAAGACGGAAGCCGUCGCCGAACUCCGUUUACCGAGAACAGCCAGUUGGAGGCCGACUUGGCUCUCGCUCGUGCGAUUCAGGAACAGGAGUGUGCUUUUAUGAUGCUUUACCACCAGCAAGCAUUAGCAGCAGCGUCCACGUCAGCCUCGGGUUCUCGCGCUGGUGCUAGAAGCAGCUCCAGACGGCUCCAAGGCCGUCAAGACCGUCAGGACCGUCAAGUCCGUCAGACAGGCUCGUCGGUAGAUAAUCCCAUUGUGCUUCUGAGCGAGGGAGAGGAGCUCGAGGCAGACGAUCCCGAUGACGAGGAGGAAUUCGCGGAUGCGGACGACGAUGAGUACGGCGAAUGGGAGGAAGCCAGCGAAGACGAUGGCGAAACGGGCGAAGAUGGCGAAAUGGGCGAAACUGGCGAAAGAGGAGGCGAGGCUGCGAACGAGCCGGGUCGCGAGUCAAGUUGCACCAGAAGUACGUCGUUGCAGCGACAGCUGUUUCAGAACGGCGGCAGCGAAGCCGAGACCUUUGGAAACACGUCAGGUGUCCUCAGGGGAGAAGCAGCGCGGCAGGGAGCUGGGGAAGGAGAGGAAGGGAGUGCAGGAGGGGAGGCAGGGGAUGCAGGGGAGGGAGGGGAGGGAGCGUACGAGGACGACGAAGCGUUUGCUCGUGCGCUGCAGGAGGAGGAAGAGCGCGAGAUGGCUCGCAGGCUGUUCGCCAUGGCUGGGCUGCAACUGAGCGAUGGCCGAGGGUCGAGCUCGAGGAGGAGAGCGGAGAUGCUGGCAGCAGCGCAUGGUGUCGCGUGGCCUUUCGGCGAGAGAGAGGGUGAUGAGGAGUCGGAGGAGGAGGAUUCAGAGGAGGAGGAUGGGGAGGACGAGGAUGCUCUCGAUGUGGACGAGAUGACUUACGAGGAGCUGACUGCUCUGGGAGAGGUGAUUGGAACAGAGAGCAAGGGGUUGGCACAAGCAACCAUUGACGUGCUGCCACGUGUUGCAUACAGCACCAAGACCCCCCUGAGGCGAGGCGAGGACAUGUGUGCCAUUUGCCAGCUGGAGUAUGAGGAAGGGGAGGAGUUGAUGUUACUGCCACCGUGCCACCAUUCAUACCACGAGGCCUGUGUCCUGCAGUGGCUGGGGCGGAACAAGGUCUGUCCUGUCUGCAAGGAGGAGACGCGUCGAGAGCAGUCGACGAGCGAAAAACGCGGCCAGAGGACAGCGGCCAGGCAGGCAGAGGCGGAUCACGCGGCGGCCAUGCAGCAUGAUGACGUCAUCUGGGGCCUUGUCGGGAAAGGUCCCUGCAGUUACCGAGUCAAGCAGCAAACGGACACGUUCUGCAGACACCCGUUCAACUUAAACGCCAUCUGCAAACGUGGCGUGUGCCCAUUGGCCAACAGCCGCUACGCUACAGUGCGCGAACACGACGGCGAGCUGUUUCUCUACAUGAAGACCAUCGAGCGAGCACACAUGCCCAACAAGCUCUGGGAGCGUGUGAAGCUUCCAAGAAACUACACCAAGGCACUGGAAGCAGUGGACAAGUUUCUGCAAUGGUGGCCGCCUCGUAUGGUCUCACUGGUGAAGCUCCGGUUGACUCGGUUGACCCAGUACCUUAUUCGCAUGCGGCGACUCGCCGUCAAGAUACAGCCCAAGCUCGUCACUAUGCCGACGAAAAUGAGGAAGAGGGAUGAGAAGCGGGAGGCCAAGGCAGAAACGGCUGCCAAGAUUGACAGAGCCAUUGAGAAGGAGCUGCUACAGCGGCUACAGAGCGGAACGUACGGCGAGCUUUAUAACUUCCCGCUGAAGCAGUUCCAAAAGAGGAUAGAGGAGGAGGAGAAGGAGGAGCAGGAGGACGGCCCAGUCAAGAAGAGAGUGAAGGUGGUUGGAGGGGAGGAAGGGGUGGAGGACAGAGAAAUGGAAGAAGAGGAAGAGGAAGAGGAAGAGGAAGAGGAAGAGGAGGAGGAGGAGGAAGAGGAGGAAGAGGAGGAAGAGGAGGAGGAUUAUGAGCCUCAGGUGGAGUUUGUUGAGGGGUAUGAUUUAGAGGAGGAGGAGGAUGAGGAGGAGAUUGAAGAUAUGGGGGAUAGACUGGCGUUGCCUGGGCGUGGGAGAAGGGGAGAGGAGGAUUACAGUGAGGAGGAUGAGGAAGAAGAAGAGGAGGAGGAGGAAGAGGAGGAAGAGGAAGAGGAGGAGGAUGAGGAGGAGGAGGAGGAUGAGGAGGAUGAGGAGGCGGAGGAGGAAGCAGAGAUGGAGUUUGAAAGGAGUGUGCAGGCGAGAUGGGGGAAGCAGCAGGCGGCAGCAGGAAAGGGGGCAGCGGCAAGGGCAGGGGCAGGGGCAAGGAAGGGUGGUGCUGCCGGUGCUGGUGCUUCUGCUAGAGGAAAGGGGGCUGCAGCAGGCAAAGCUGGAAGAAGAAGACACAUCGAGGCUGGCUGCUUGAGCCUUGAGAGAGGGAAAAGGAUUUGUGAAGCACUUGUGACCAAUUUCGCUCCGGUGUUCUCCUUUUCGUCCUCUCUUCUGCCUUCCCCUCCCCUCCUCUUCUGUCCCUUCACCUGCUACCCUCCUUUCCUCUUCUGUCCCUUCACCUGCUACCCUCCCCUCCUCUUCUGUCCCUUCACCUGCUACCCUCCCCUCCUCUUCUGUCCCUUCACCUGCUACCCUCCCCUCCUCUUCUGUCCCUUCACCUGCUACCCUCCCCUCCUCUUCUGUCCCUUCACCUGCUACCCUCCUUUCCUCUUCUGUCCCUUCACCUGCUACCCUCCUUUCCUCUUCUGUCCCUUCACCUGCUACCCUCCUUUCCUCUUCUGUCCCUUCACCUGCUACCCUCCUUUCCUCUUCUGUCCCUUCACCUGCUACCCUCCUUUCCUCUUCUGUCCCUUCACCUGCUACCCUCCUUUCCUCUUCUGUCCCUUCACCUGCUACCCUCCUUUCCUCUUCUGUCCCUUCACCUGCUACCCUCCCCUCCUCUUCUGUCCCUUCACCUGCUACCCUCCCCUCCUCUUCUGUCCCUUCACCUGCUACCCUCCCCUCCUCUUCUGUCCCUUCACCUGCUACCCUCCCCUCCUCUUCUGUCCCUUCACCUGCUACCCUCCUUUCCUCUUCUGUCCCUUCACCUGCUACCCUCCCCUCCUCUUCUGUCCCUUCACCUGCUACCCUCCUUUCCUCUUCUGUCCCUUCACCUGCUACCCUCCUUUCCUCUUCCCCCUACUUUUUCAUCCUUUUCCACCCGUUCUCAUUCACUCUGGAGUAUGA